This is a messenger RNA of Salmo salar (Atlantic salmon), 1492 nucleotides long. RefSeq names its product peroxisomal succinyl-coenzyme A thioesterase. Gene Ontology annotation, molecular function: fatty acyl-CoA hydrolase activity. The record is from RefSeq and is a predicted model, not a curated record. Gene Ontology annotation, biological process: fatty acid metabolic process; acyl-CoA metabolic process. Lineage: Eukaryota; Metazoa; Chordata; Actinopteri; Salmoniformes; Salmonidae.
UAAACCAGACUAUGGCACUCCUCAUGUCUCUAGUACAACUGAUGAUUAACAAUAUUUAAAGUUUCGAAAUCCAUCACUAUGGAGGACAGAGCUAAAGAACUAUACAGUACAUGGAUGUAAAGAUGCAUGCUCUGCUCUCGGGUAAACACUAACAAUUAUGUUUUUUGUCAUGUCAUCCUGAAGGUCCCGGACCCUUCCCUGGAGUUUUAGACAUGUGGGGAGGUGGUGGCGGCCUAGUGGAAUAUCGAGCUGCUCUCUUGGCAUCCCACGGCUUUGCUGCCAUGGCGUUAAUGUACCUUUUCCCAGAUGCACAGAAAGCUGCUACCAUUGGCUUCCAUUACAUUGAGAAUGCUUUCAGACUGCUGCAGGAUUACCCUCUAGUGGCCUCUGACAAAAUUGCCCUGCUUGGCACGUCCUUUGGCGCCUCAGUCACUUUAUCCCUCGCUGUCUUCUCAGAAACUGUAAAACCAUUAUGUUGUGUGUGCAUCAGUGGCAGCCAUGUUCUUACACUCAAAGCCAACCAGUCCAUUGCGGAAUCCUUCAAAGUGAUGAAAGAACACGUCCAUAAGUCUCGCAUGGAUGAGAACAAUUGCAUCAUUUGGAGGGACACUCUUCUACCCAUUCCAGAGGAUUCUGACCUGAAAGUAGAUGUGGGGAGGAUAACAUGUCCAUUAUUACUGGUUGUUGGACAAGAUGAUACGAAUUGGGCUGCUGUUGAAUCAGCUGAUGAUAUGACGCAGAUGAUGGAGAGAGCAGGGAACAGUCACCUGCUGACCACUCUGUCCUACCCUGGAGCUGGUCACCUGAUUGAACCUCCGUAUGGUCCCCACUGCAGGUCUUGCACCUUUGUGUUGCAGCCAGACCAACAGAGAGUGGUCGUGCUGUGGGGAGGCCUCACCAAACCUCACGCUGUUGCACAAGAAGACUCAUGGGAGAAGAUUCUAGGUUUUCUGCGAGAGCAUCUCUGUCACAGUGUCAAACCCCAUGUGCAGUCCAGAUUGUGAGCAUUGUCUUACAUCAGGUGGCAUCACUCUUACAUGUGAGAGAAGAUUCUAGGUUUUCACCAAGAGCAUGUCUUCCAGAGCGUUGAUCCAGUCUGAUUUAGAGGUCAUCAACAUCAAACAAAAAUAUGCUGAAUUAGAUAGUAACAACCCAGAUGCAGUGGGAGUGUACCACAGCAUCAACCGCCACAUCGGUGCAAGAUGAGUUCAAGAUUUUGCUGAAAGUCUGGGUUAUACGCACAAAUCUCAACUUAGUUUUCAGUCCUUUGUGCCGAAGCAAUGUCACUGAAUUCUGAAGAGGACUUUGUGUAUUAUUUCUGGAGUUUCAAAGAAUCAAUGAUUUUCUUCCUGUUUUCAAAGAUGUCUAUCCACUCUCUGGUAUUUAAUAGUAAAACUACGGUACUGUAGAACUUCAAGGCCACCACAGGUGAAACAGCAUGGUAGGUAUAAACGUAAUAUUGUUGUCAUACAAUAAAUGUAAACUGAAUGUA